Molecule: messenger RNA, 2548 nt
Organism: Silurus meridionalis
Lineage: Eukaryota; Metazoa; Chordata; Actinopteri; Siluriformes; Siluridae
Gene: nub1
Product: negative regulator of ubiquitin-like proteins 1
Biological process (GO): regulation of ubiquitin-dependent protein catabolic process
Molecular function (GO): protein binding
Source: RefSeq, a predicted model, not a curated record
ACGCUCUCACAUACAGGAAGUAAACAUUGUAUGACGCACUCGGAGUCGGGGAGGUCAGGAGCUCAUACAGGAAUAAUACAAUAAACUUUAGGAGUAACACGGGUGGAAAUGACAACGGAAAUAAUCCACAGAUUUUAAACAAGUGAAUGAAUUGUGAAUGUCUCGGGUAUAUUUAGAUCUCGGAUAUCGGUGACUUCGCUGCGUUAUAUAAGCUUGUUAUUGAGCUAGCUCGAGCAGACGGGGAAUACCCCCCUGCACUGGCUCUACUAGUCCUUUCAUUUUCUCUUUGCCUUUAGACGUGAUUGUGCUCUGAUAUUACAGCUUUAGUGUGGGGGAAAAUGGCCGAGCAGGACAUUCAGACGAGGAUCAUUGCAAUGCUCAAACAGGAAACGAUUCAGCUCUGGAUUCCUCCUUAUACUACAGAAACUGGUGAAGCUGGGCAUGAGCAAAUGCAGGAGCUCGCUGGGAAAUAUUCCCAAGUUUUGGGAUUCCCCCAGCCUGAUAUGGAGACCGCUUUGGAGGAGAUAAGAUUACAGGCUGUGAGAAGAGGAAGCGGAAACAAAACUUUCAAGGAGACAAACAUUGCAAAUCUAGAUUUCAUUCUACCUAAAAAGGGUCAUAAAAGGAGACACAACAUAAAAUCAAAACUGGAUAUUACUGCUCAGGAUCUCAUAAAUAAGAUAAAAGAGGAAUGUGAACUCAAACACAUAAAGCUGAUUGUUAAUGGGAAAGUUCUGUCUCCUGAUAAGCGGCUAGAUGAACAGAAUGUAAAGAACAACAGUAAAAUCAUGGUGCUGAAGUUAAGUGAACCAGAAAUAAAAAAAGAGAUAAUGGAGGUGGAGGAGAAGAUGCGUUCUAAUGAAGAAAGUGUGCAAAGAGUUCAAAAAGGUUUUCAGAUCCUCUCAGAAAGAGAUGGUAGUGAGGAUCCAAUGACAACUCCAUUUCUGGAGAUUGCAGAUCAGAAAGGCAACCCCAUCCAAAUCCCACUUGAUAAGAAAAAGGCACUUAUCCUUGCUAUGGGCUUCCGAAAAGGCAGAGCCUUAAUGAAGCAGAAGGAAUAUAACGAAGCUCUUUUUUACCUUCUUCAAGCAGAAGACGAGUUCAGAAAAUGUAAUUCUGCGCUUUUGACCACGGUGGAUAACUAUGCAGUGCUGCAGCUGGACAUUGUGUGGUGUUAUCGAGCUCUGGAGGCACUAUCCUGUUUGACUGAUUGCAAACAGAGACUGCAGCAAGCUGAGAAUUGCUUCCUCAAAUGCUAUGGAGAAGGGCAGACGAGACUGCAGAAAAUCAAGGGGAAUACAGGUGGAGAGGGGGUUCUGUUUCUCAGGCUGUAUCUUCUCCAGAGUCUGCUGGUGUACCUGGAUGGCAAAGAGAAUCAAGCGAUUACAAAACUCAAGCAGAGUGAGGAGCUCUACAAUCAGCUGUCUCUGGAUCAAGAGAAGAUGAACCAGCUGCUGAGUAUGGGCUUCACAGAGCAAGAUGCACGCCUGGGUCUGAGAGCCUGCAGAGGCAAUGUGGAGGCUGCUGUGAUGCACAUCACUCUCAGAAGAGCUGAGCGGGAGGAGAUAAAGCAGAGGGAGAGAAAUAAGAGAAGGCAGCGGCUGGAAGCCAUCAACACCCUCGUCGAGCUUGGCUACAACAAGAAAUCAGCAGCCAAUGCCCUCCAUAAGGCCCAUGGAGAUUUAGAUGAAGCGUAUAGGAUUCUGCUGGUGUGUGAAGCCAGCAGCUCUAGGAUCCCUCAGCCAGACACAGACAGACAGACCAAAGUGGAUCAGAUUGUUUCCUUCGGCUUCCAGAGGGAGGAAGUGGAGGUAGCUCUGAGUUUGGUUGAAGAUGAUCAAGCUCAGGCCAUUCAGCUACUCCUGGAUAACCAGGGUAUUAUUCCCGCAGUGCUUCGGCCCCCUUCAGCUCCGUCCUCGGCUCCAUCCUCCUCAUCAGACGAGCCAAGCACUUCCUCAGAGGACUUAACAGCAUGCGGGACGAGCCCACCCGACAGUGAGCUUGUGAACGAGGUUCUGGAAUGCAUCCCCCAACAUGAAGAGGAUUACCUGGAUGUGAAUCUGGAGGAGGAGGCUGAGCUCAUUGCUUUAAUGAGAUCUUAUCUGGAGAAGAGCUCUGCAGUAUCCAUCUGAAGUGCUGCCCCUACGUAUUGUUGUGUGAGGUUAAUUUAGUGUGUGAGGAUAUCUUUAGAGCAGUCAGCCAUUAAUUGGUUUACUUCCCAACUACUUUUUUUUUUCUAUCACAUUAGAUUUGUUUGUUACAGUAAUAACUUAAUUUUAAAGAAAAAGUGCAGUGUUAGUUUAUAUGAAUUGAAACAGGCGAUUUUUACUUUUGCAUGAGGCAUUGCUCUUUACAAUAAAGUCUCUAGUAGUUAUUUUUAGAUUUAUCACUGAUUGAUCAACAAUGCAGGAUAUUUGAGUUUUGUGUCGAAAUAAUUCAUGCUUCUAAACAUGUGUUCAGCAGUCUUUAAUCAUGCAGUGUUCUAUAAACUGUUCAGCUUGGUUCAAUUUUUGUUAAACAUGCAAUAAAUUUAGAUUUGCACUCCUUA